CACACAGUGAUGAACCAGCCCUCACAGAGAACCAGAACUCACAGUGAACCAGCCCUCACAGUGAACCAGUCCUCACAGUGAACCAACCCUCACAGUGAAUGAACCAGCCUCACAGUGAAUGAACCAGCCUCACAGUGAAUCAACCAUCCUUCACAGUGAAUGAACCAGCCUCACAGUGCAUGAACCAGCCUCACAGUGAUGAACCAGCCCUCACAGUGAUGAACCAGCCUCACAGUGAUGAACCAGGUCUGUUGCCAGGAUGGACACAUCUGAGAUGGAUUGAGCCUUUUCUUGCAACAAUAAUACCUAUGUUUAGUAUGCUUUAUUACAUUUACAUUGUUUUUUACAGCUUGGUGAAAAUUAAUAUAAUUAUUUCUGAAUUGAUUUGAAACAUGUAUUAAAUAGCUAUAUCUGGAUACCGACAAACUUUACUUUGAUUGAAAUGUUACGCAGAGAAAUGUCAUGAAUCAGCCUCCAACCUAAUAGACAUCAUAGGCUGAUUGUUUAUGUAGUCAAAAACGACCCAUUAGAACUGCAGAAUCCGAACUGCUGCUCAGACAAGGCUCCACACUAACACUGCCAGAACACCUGCUGGGUUGGGUGCGGUGAUCCAAAUGAGAGGGGCUGGAUUAUGCCCUCUUUCUUUUUCAGAGUUUAUUAUAAUAAAGGGUAAAAUAUAGUAUAGGAUAAAAGUAGUCUCUUUGAGCACGAGUUCAGUAUAUGAUCACUAGAAAGCACUACUGUAUAAAUAUUCCUUAUAAAAUCAUUGUACAGUUUAAACGAAGCAGCAUUGGUGCGGAAGCCAGACUAUAAUGAAAUAUACCGGUAUAUAAUAUAUUUUUUGUGUUCCUAUUUUUGUUCAAGUGUUUGUGUUAAUGUGUUUAUAUGUGAUCAGUUUUGUUAGUUUGUUAGUUUGUUUGCAACACAGCAUAAGCAGCCUUCCUAAACACAUUGAGUCAAGUAAUAUGUUAACCUGAAUUAAAUUUCUAAAGUUAGAAUUCAUCCAAAAUAUUUUUGAAUGUUUGAAUACUUCCGGCCAACUGAACCAUCUCUUAUUUCAAGCUGCUCCGAGGUUACAAUGGUUACAGACCAGACCCAUGGCUGCAGGCUGUUCUCAGGUCUGUCAUGUGGUAUCCAAGGUUACUCUCUGCCAGGUUACUGUUGGGCCGUUCAGUAGACAGACGCAGACCAACACACUGUUAUUGGCGGUUUAUCGAUUAAUCAAGAGUUUAUUCCAUUAAAGUGGAGAGAUCAGGUUACUGAACAGCUUAGAGGCGGACUGUGCGGCAGACCACAGCAUAACAAUGCCGGCUGGAGAGGGAAAGAGUGACAUGGAGCGUCUGGGAGUGUUUCAGGAGAUGGGGUAUGUAUCCAUCGGAGAUAAGUACAUCCCGGCCAGAUACAGUAAGUGGAUCGAUCUCCUGAGUAAUUUCAAAUCGUUCAAUGUUUAACAUUAAACAGGUAUUAAAUAAAUAUAGAAAAAAUAAACCAGAUAAUUUUGAAUUGCUAUAGAUUGCAAAUAAUUUGAAAUGAAGAAUUAUCUAUAUGAUGUAUUAACUUCUCAACGUGUUGUAAGGGUUUGCACUAUAGGUUGACAACUCGUUUUCAAAUUAUCAGUCUGAAUAAUCAGCAAUGUAGCAUUAAAAUAGCAAUUCAAAGAUAAAUUCCUCAAUGAAAAGUAAGAGAAGCCUGUGGCCGAGCAGCAUCAGCAGUUCUACACUCCUUCUGGUUCGGCUGAAUCUAUAUGUACUCUUACAUAUUCAGAGAACAUUGUUCUUGAGAUGUAUUCUCAUGAGACUACAGACUUCCUCUAAACUAAAGCUAAUGGUAUUCCUAAACAAAGAUCCCUUUAUCUUAACAACAAACAUUACAUUAUCAAUACAAUUGCAUUUUAAGUUGAAACACUUUUAUAAUCCAAAGACAUCAGCCAUGAAGGGCUGUGAUCCACAGAUCAGUGGUCCCACAUUAGGAUAACCCUAACCCAGACCCCCGCCCCAGGACCCUUCAACGAAGCGGCGGGGCGUGGCCGUCAGAUGCAGACGGGGGGGCCGCGACUGAGCAGCUCGCUGCAAAUCGGCUUCUUUGAAACCACCUUCCAGCGGAUCUUCGAGAGCGAGGCGCUGAACGAGCCGCUGAAGAGGGCACGGCAGCAGCGCCUCCAGCAGGCCCGGAGGCGCGUGGGCGCACUGUUCCUGCCCAGCGAUGGCCCCAAGCAAACCUGUGGUUCGGGCAGUUACUACGGGACUCUGUCGGGGCCAAUGAAGGCCAUGAGCACCCAGGCCGUCCCCAAGAAGGGCCUCCCCUCUCCCGGGCGCAACAUCUACACCUCCCCUCCCAAGAAGGGCGCCGGCUCCAGCUAUCCCAACGUCACCCUGUCCAAGACGGACCUGUACACCCCUGACCGCUACGACCGAGCCAAGGAACUCCUGCAGAGCGAGACAGGAACCAACCGUUCAAAGUUCAAGAGUGGUCCCUUUAAACUCCACCUCCACCCUAAAGACUAUUUCCAUGAAAACCCAUACUUUAGCAACAAGCCCAUCCCACCAGCGCAAAAGCCACUCCCUGCAACAAAACAAUUCUUGGUUCCAUUCAAACCUUCCUCCCCUACCAAGCAGAUAGGGGGCAUGAAGGCGGGGACCUUUGACCUCUACCCGUCCCAUUCGGCUGACCCCUACACGCCUGGCCGACCCAAACAAGCGAACCCUGGGCACCCAACGUUUUGGCCAGCUCCUGGUCCAAAGAGCUCCCCUGUCAAGAGCAUCGUAACCCUGAAUGUCAACAGAGUGGUGAACUCUACCAACUAUGCCGCCCCCAUCCCCCCCAUUAUGACCGUCUGAUGGACCUUAUGCAUGCGAUGCUGGGCAACAGGGGUCGACUCUUUUCCCGCGGCCCCUUACCACAUUUGGACUAUAGAGAACGUAAGAUGAAAACAGGAAUAUCUGUUGGUUAUUCUUUGCUACAAAGUGUAGUGAGUGGUCCAAUACAUCGUAAUAUCUGUUGGUUAUUCUUUACUACAGAGUGGUCCAACACAUGGGAAUAUCUGUUGGUUAUUCUUUACUACAGAGUGGUCCAACACAUGGGAAUAUCUGUUGGUUAUUCUUUACGACAGAGUGGUCCAACACAUCGGAUCACUUAGAUAAUCGUUUGUUGUUAUGCUCAACUGUACCCUGUUGACUUGUCGAGCAGAUGAUCUUAUUUAUAUUACAUGUUGCUUGUUGAGUAUAAAGCCAAAUACCAUUCAGAGUAAAGUAGA
Molecule: messenger RNA, 3253 nt
Organism: Gadus macrocephalus (Pacific cod)
Lineage: Eukaryota; Metazoa; Chordata; Actinopteri; Gadiformes; Gadidae
Gene: cfap96
Product: cilia and flagella associated protein 96
Exons: 7
Coding region: 2034-2837 (267 amino acids)
Cellular component (GO): centrosome
Source: RefSeq, a predicted model, not a curated record